This is a messenger RNA of Salarias fasciatus (jewelled blenny), 1621 nucleotides long. Its product is annotated as hydroxyacylglutathione hydrolase-like protein. The transcript is spliced from 9 exons. Gene Ontology annotation, molecular function: hydroxyacylglutathione hydrolase activity. The record is from RefSeq and is a predicted model, not a curated record. The coding region runs from base 151 to 984 and encodes 277 amino acids. Lineage: Eukaryota; Metazoa; Chordata; Actinopteri; Blenniiformes; Blenniidae.
UCUCGCGAUAACUUCCUGGUCUGGGUCUGUGGGGAGAGAUGUAGGAAUAUAUUUAUUCUCAGACUUUUACCUCGGACAGGAUUCAUAAAGGAUUUCAUCGGGCGCAGUGAAUCUGAGUGUCGCGCGCUAAGGUGCGCGCGUGCGUGUGCCAUGAAGGUGAAGGUGAUCUCCAUCCUGGAAGACAACUACAUGUACCUGGUGAUAGAGGAGCAGAGCAGGCAGGCUGUGGCUGUGGACCCCGCUGUGCCGCACCGGCUCUUGGAAAUAGUGAAGAGAGAAGGCUUGUCUCUGACAGCUGUUCUCACCACACACCACCACUGGGACCACGCUCGUGGUAAUGAGGCUCUGCUGAAGGAGGUUCCUGGCCUGAGGGUCUACGGGGGAGAUGAUCGGAUCGGAGGCCUGACAGAUAAAGUCACAAAUGCACAGGAACUGAAGUUUAGCUCCAUCAAUGUGAGGUGCCUGUUCACCCCCUGCCAUACCUCUGGUCACAUGUGCUACUUUGUUUGGGAGGAUGAGUGCACUGAUGCCCCCGCUGUGUUCACAGGAGAUACUUUGUUUAUCGGUGGAUGUGGGCGUUUCCUUGAGGGAACGGCAGAGCAGAUGUACCACAACCUGACCCAGGUGCUUGGCUCCCUACCUCAAGACACGAAGGUGUUCUGCGGACACGAGUACACGAUCAAGAACCUGAAGUUUGCCAUGUUGGUAGAACCUGAGAAUGAAAAGGUUAAAGAGAUGCUGAGCUGGGCCAGGGCUCGAGAUGAUGAUGACAAGCCGACAGUGCCAUCUACCCUAAUAGAGGAAUUCGAGUACAACCCUUUUCUUCGGCUCACGGAGGAAGGAGUGCAGAAAUUCACUGGAGAGAAGGAUCCGAUAGAGGUGCUGAGGGUCCUGCGGAAGGAGAAGGACAAAUUCAAGAAGCCCAAGGAGAGGCUUCCUCCUCACGCCAUGCUGGCGCUGGAGUGGGGGCUGCUCAGACCCUGACGUCCAGCUUAGGAGCACGAGAGAUCCACCCUCCCAGCUACUGAAUGACUGCUUGGAGAAUAACGCAGGAUCGUUGUGCUGUUUGUUGCUUUAACUCUCACGUUAGGCCGUCCUGCUGGGUGUCGUGUGCUUAUUAUUAAACUAUGUCUGCAUAAAAAAAAUAUAAAAAAAAAAUGCCUGUGUAAAACUGCUUCCACACAACAUUCCUCCUGUAAAGUGAAUUAUUUUACACUCAGUCUUUGAUGCACUAAUUGCACCAGGUAACAUCACUAACAAUGGUUUCCAGUUACAUGUGAGGAAUCAUGAUUUGUUUUGAAUAUUCAUUGAAUAAUGGACAAUUUUUCAUUUGGUCAAUUUUGAUUUUAUGUUUGAUUUCCUUGAGUUGUACCUCAUUAUCUUUGUAGCAAUGUUAAUUUAGUAAUCCUGCUUUCAUUUAGCUUUAUAAAUGAACAUACUGUAUAUAUUUGGGGGUUUUUUCUUCUUACAUUUGCAGUUGAAACUCUGUAAAUGUUAUACAUGGUUAUAAAUAUCUUCCACUGUACAACAGUAUGGAUGUAAAUUGCUGCUUUUCAUCCCAAAGUUUAUAUUCUCAUUGUAAUUACAGAGGAGAUUACACAAUAAAACACAUCAAUCUGAA